AUGCAGUUCUGCCUCAUAUUUCUUCUCAUCAUCGGUCACAUACUAUUUCCAGUUACAACAGCACCAAACAAAGUGAUAUCAAAAAAGACCUUACGUCAGAAAAAAGCGCCCACCUAUCCCUAUCAAUAUCAAAUAUUAGUUCCCAGUCUGCAAGUCCUGCCUAUUCAUGGAAACCGCUGGAACGAGAAUAAGCUUAACUUGGUGCCAAUUCAUGAGCUGGUACCAGUAAACCAACUUUCGGUUAUUCCGCUUCAGAGAAAGGAUCCCGUAUAUCAGUACCACGACGAAGGCAGGUAUAGGAAUGCCAUAGGAGGUUACGGAGUGGGCUGGAAAUAUGGGGGUCACGGGGCUGGACACGGGUUUUAUUAUGGAUUUGGGUAG
Molecule: messenger RNA, 381 nt
Organism: Pieris macdunnoughi
Lineage: Eukaryota; Metazoa; Arthropoda; Insecta; Lepidoptera; Pieridae
Source: the annotation of a GenBank genome assembly